AUGUUCAGAGAACCUGCUGAGAAUGCUCUCAGAGACUAUGUGAAGAUAGUGAAAUUCAACGACCUCAAUUUGUGGAACAUCAAAGUGUCAUCUCAAAAAGCCCACACUCAUCUCUACAAAAUCAUUCGAAAAUUCCGGGAAGCAGUCGGUGCUCAAGUUCAACCAAUUUUUGACAAAUUGGUCCAGAUGGACAGCGCAAGCGUUGCUGUCCUUCCCGACUUGUCAGAGGUGAAGGCUGAUGGUCGAGGACGGAGAGCAGUGGAGCUUGCUAAUACCAUUAUGGCGAAGGGUUCGUGUUUCUUCACCUUCGUGGUGGAAAACUUCUUAAGAGUUGGGAUUACAGCGGCAGCCGUCUGUGACAUCACUGCCGCCGUGGAACUCGCUGAUCAAACGAAGUGUUGCGAUGAAGCAAUUCGCGUUCUCAUCAACUAUCAGGGAGAGGAUGAGGAAAAGGAGAAACAACAGGGUUACGCUCGAAAUUCCCGGCAACGUGCGGUUGCAAUGGUUAUCAAAGAGGCACAAAGUAUAGGCCUGAAUGCCCGCAAAGCGCAAGCCCUUGACCAGGAAACGGUGACUAGAAGUUCUUUGACUGAAGUGAAAAGACAUCGUGCGAAUGAGACAUCUGUCCACAAAUGCGCUGGUGGGCGAAAUGUCUGCAUUCGUAAGGCCGUAGCACCCAAUGAUCAACUGGGUGUAGCCACAAGAAAGCACUUAGUUGGAGUUAUCGAUUACGGUAUGGCAUGGAUCUUGAAAUGCCAUAGAAAACUGGCUGACUGGGAGGAGCUCUGUAAUGUGCUUACUCGGAAAACUCGUGCCUUUGAGCGCUUGGAGUCAAAUAUGGAGGCUGGAUGGUUUGUCGACUAUGAGCGAUUGAAGUCGCAGUGGGAAUUUAUUCAUACGCGAACAGAAGAAGUGGUUCGACAUACAGAAGCAAUGUCGAAAAGGUUAUCACGGGUGGAUUGCGUUGAGAUUACAACAACUGCUGUUUCCACAGAUAAUGUCCUUUUAUUCAUUCAAAACCUAUACAAGUCAGUUGUCGAAAGUACAAACACGGGCGAAAUGCGGUUGAUGGAUAGAUUCGAUUUUGCACUAAAUGCAAUGACGGGUUCUGCUUACGAAAAGGAGAUUACGCCAUUGUUGCAUGUCGUCACUCAGUUAUUCUCUGCGAUGAAUUGUCUCGUAUCGUCCUCACUUCAAGCAUUUGCUUCUCUCUACUACGCUCUUCUAUCAAUGAGCAUGCAGCUCUUUGAGAAG
Ostertagia ostertagi is the source of this 1254-nucleotide messenger RNA. The record is from the annotation of a GenBank genome assembly. Lineage: Eukaryota; Metazoa; Nematoda; Chromadorea; Rhabditida; Trichostrongylidae.